GGUCCCCAGCCCCACGGAGGCACCGGGGGCGCGGGGCCGCCGGAGGGGCGCGGCGUGUGCAUCCGCGAGUUCCGCGCGGCCGAGCAGGAGGCGGCGCGCCGCAUCUUCUACGACGGCAUCUUGGAGCGCAUCCCCAACACGGCUUUCCGCGGCCUGCGACAGCACCCGCGCACCCAGCUGCUCUACGCCCUGCUAGCGGCCCUCUGUCUCGCUGUGACCCGCUCACUGCUGCUGACGUGCCUGGUGCCGGCCGGGCUCCUGGCCCUCCGCUACUACUACAGUCGCAAGGUGAUUCUGGCCUACCUGGAGUGUGCGCUGCACACGGACAUGGCCGACAUUGAGCAGUACUACAUGAAGCCACCUGGUUCCUGUUUCUGGGUGGCUGUGCUGGAUGGCAACGUUGUGGGCAUCGUGGCUGCAAGGGCCCACGAGGAGGACAACACGGUGGAGCUGCUCCGCAUGUCCGUGGACUCACGCUUCCGCGGCAAAGGCAUCGCCAAGGCUCUGGGCCGGAGGGUGCUGGAGUUUGCCGUGUUGCACAACUACUCGGCAGUGGUACUGGGCACCACAGCCGUUAAGGUGGCAGCCCACAAGCUCUAUGAGUCACUGGGCUUCAGACACAUGGGCGCGAGCGAUCACUACGUGCUGCCUGGCAUGACCCUCUCGCUGGCCGAGCGCCUCUUCUUCCAGGUCCGCUACCACCGCUACCGCCUGCAGCUACGCGAGGAGUGACCACCACCACCUGCCCACCACCCUGUCUGCCCCUGUCCACCUCUGCCCUCCUGCUCGCUGCCCAGUGCGGCCCUGCUUUCCAGUGCUCACCUUGGCAUUUGUUUGGGUUUUCCUUUUUCACGCUGGUUCAUCACCUGCCUGGUUCUGGGGCCACAGGGUGUUGCGCAUCUGCAGCACACUGGUGGGGUGGAUUGUCUGCGGCUACGGUCCUUGCCUCCCCAGCCCAUCCGAGUGGCUCAUCAUGCCUUGAAGAGUAGCAUUGUGGACCACCUGGACUAUCCGCAAAGCUGCCCAGCCUGCCUCCAUCAGGGAAGGACUAGCCUUGCCCAUCAAGCACAGAACCUCCACAAGCCCCACCCCUACCCCCAAGGAGCAGACCCCUGGCCCCCAGCCAGGCUAAGGCUCAGCUAUUGGCCUCUGGAAGAGUGGCCUGCUGGGCUGGCCAUCCAUUGCCCUGUGGGAGGCCAAGUUGGCCCCAGGCCCUGCUUUGCCCUGUGCAUGCUGAGGACAUGGUUUGGCUGCAGCAUGCCGCAUGCCACAGCCCCCUGCUCUGCUGCCCUGUUCAGCCUAGACCUCAGGCCUGAGCUGGUGAGAUCCCCUUAUCCUGUCCUGAGCUGGCCUCUGGAGGGCCUACCUGCCUGACCCCAUCUGCUCUUGGGUGGGGCCUGGCCUGGCCUGGCCUAACCCGGCUCUAUCCACUCCUGCUUUGCUUCGAAAUCAUCUUACCUCUUUCCCUUUUUGGUCCCCGUGCCUCCUUGCUCUGGCUGACUUGGCUGGUCACCCAGGUUUGGUUCCUGUAGCAAUCCACUGCACAGCAUGGUGGGGAUUUCAUGGGGGUUGGGGGGAACACCUCCCCCAACACCUGACAGAUCAGGUGGCCACCUGCCAGCUGCCUGAGGUCCUGUGGCCUCAUGCUGUUUGUUGGGUCUGCCCUGUGAAUGUAACUAGCCCAGGCUGUUGUUGGCAAUGCCUGCCACAGCUUCUCCCAGCCUGAAAAACCCAUUCUCUAACAAGUUACGUAGACAGAAUAGCACUCUGCAUGACUUUAAUUCCUGGGACAAAAUGGUAGUUUGAGCCUCCAGACACACAUCUGUGUGGUGCUAGAAUACGCAUGGUCUCUGGCCCCAUUUGAUGGGGGUGGGUGGCCCGGGUAGGUGCAAGAUUUAGUCUGAAGUAUGGAAGGAGACUCUAAUUUAGUAUAACUGCCUCCAAAGUGCAUUCCUAGUCUGUGAAGCUCAGGCUGCCCCUUGAUUCCUUGUAUGCAGUAUUGAGGGGAUUGGGGCAUCUUAAAGCCUCAUUGGAAGGGCUGGGCACUGCCUUGUGGGCAAGAGCUGGUAGGGGUGGGUCCAGCCAUCGCAUUACAGCUACUCUGCUGGGUCAGCUGUGCUCCUGGCCUCUCCUUUUGGAGGUCCCACUUAGGGUCCAGCCUAGAUGGGGGUGGGGAUAGCCUGGGACAGGGAGAGGAAGGCAGUAGCUGUCAGUGCUCAUGUGGCCAGCUGAAAACUGGACCUAGCUUCAGUGCAGGGGGCAUAAAGGCCCAUCACACCCUUCUCUGUGGGGCUUGGGAUGAGUGGCAGACUGAGCAGGCCAUAGAGCUGGGCCCCUGGCACCAAGGCUACAUUCUUAAAAAGGCUCUUUAGGGUGAAUGAGUUGGUGGAACAAGCCCAGCUUCCUGAGGGGCCUUUUGUCCUGUUAGCAAUUAAGGCAUUUGCAGAACACUGUACAGACCCCACUCUCCCCUGUACAUUCCUCCCUGGUGGUGCCUGGUCCCCGCACGGGGAUGGGAGUUUUGUAGACUGUACAGAAAUUGGCACCCUAUUUUCUUGCAGCUCUCAGAUUUUGUUAAUCUGGAUUAUACAGACAGACGUAAAGUGUUUUAGCAAAAUGGAAAACAAACAGUUGUGCCUUUUUCCUCUUUUCUGUUUGGAUUGGUCUCGGCUCGGGGCUAGUCUUAGUUGCUGUGGGGGUAUAGGGACUGCUGGUGUCUGAGGCCUUGGGAUCAGAGGCUGCUUGUGGGUCUGAGGUCUGGGAGGGCCUAAGUAGAAGCCAGGUCUGCUGGACAGCACCAGCUACCAGGGUUUCUCUGAUCCUGUGCCUUUGGGACCUGCAGUCUUUGGGGUUGGAAGGUGUGGCAGGGCACUGGGAUUACUUGGGUCAGAGCAGAGUCUGCAGGCCUGGGGAUCCUGCAGCCACCCACAUCUCCUUGAUCCUGACCUGGGAUGAGCUCAUAGUAGAUUCCUUCAUCCUAGGAGCCUUGGGGGGGGGGGAGUCAUGGCCCUUCCGACUCUUGGACCUGUCUGUCCAAGGGGAUCUCUUCUUGCUGAACAGCCCAUUGGUAAAGGGAAGCUUGCUGGGCUCUCGAGUAUUCUUUGCCUUCUGUUGUUGCCAAGGCUUGGUAGAGAUGCCAGGAGUGGGUGGUGGGCUAAGGUCCAGUUGUACCGGGAUGGAGCCUCAUCAGGCUUGGCAGGGCCUGAAGCCCUGGAGACAUACCUGUCUCCCUGGGCUGGAGGAAGUUGAACAUGCUGAUGACUGGGCCUGGCCCCGUCCACUUCAUCAUCCCAGCCAGAGCUGUGAGUGCUCCGCACAUGUGCACUGAUGUGAAUUUUCUGUUGAGAUUGAUGUUUUUUCUACCUCUGUGGAGGCCCUCCUCCCUGCUCCACCUGGUGGCCAAGCACUUGGUGCGGCUUCUCUGAGUUUGCUGGACAUCUCCCUCUCUCUUGGGCCUCCAAGCACCUGAGGUGGCCAGCACCUGUACUCUGGGCUUGGGAAGGCCAGCCUGGGGUCUGUCUUUGUGCUCAGGAUCUGUGGCUUCCAGGAGGCCUAUUGUUUGCUUGGAAGCUUCUGUUUUCGAGUAGGGAGGGUGGAAGAUAUGGUGGAGUGUUCCGGAACAUCAGUGUUGGAUGAUCCUACAGCAUAGACCUGGUAUACCACUGCUUGACUGUCCCCUCGCAGCUUCCGAUGCCCAGGCAUGUGCCUCUGCAGAUGCCUAGUCUCUGUUGUGUGGCCAGGAGUCUGGCCUGCAUAUGAUAAGCUCUGGUCCCUGAAGGGUGGGGUGGCAUACUCCUGAGUGUAGCAAGGCCAAGCCCUGGUGGCCAUGGCAGCCUCUCCCAUGUCCUGCUCUUAGCACUGUGCUCACCCUUCACUGUAGCACUGCCCUAGGGCUGGGCAGCGGCUGAGGGAUGUGCUAACCUGGCUGAAGUGGUAGAUGCCUGGGUCUGGGGGAAGGCUCUGGCUGGGAGGCCCUGUGGAUAACAGGCUGGUGGUCUCAGGGACUUGGACAGUCCCCAUCCUACAGUGGUACCCUUCCUCCGAGAAGGGGAUAGGUCAGAGGACAGAGUCAGGGACAUACCUGAGGUGCAUUGGGCCUGGUGCCUGGGACGCUUUAGGCCAUAGGAGCAUCACUUGCUGCUGGAAAGCAUGCUGCCCAUUCCCACUUGCCUUUGCCAACCCCAGGUGGCCCCACAUUCAUAGCUUCCUGGAGCUGGCUUCCAGGGCUAUGCCUGUGGCUAGAAGCCUGGGGACAAAAGCUUCUGGGUAUGGAUGGUGCCUCGGGCUUCUUGGGGGCUGGAUGUGGCUUCCUAGCUGGGUAGGAACUGUGCAGCAUCCAUGAGGCCAUCUUCUUGCCAGGGCUCAAGAGGCAACCUGAACUGACCUGAGGUGGUUGUGUCUCCCUGUCCAUGGUAGCAUUGCUGCUGGCACCCAUUGCCACCUGCUGUCUUGGUCAGUUCUGGCCUCAGCAAAGGUCUUGUCCUUCGCUCUUGGCUACACUUAUGCUGGGUAUGGGGCAGACCUUGGGCUGUGCUGCUGUUUGGUGCUGCCAUCACUGUGCUUCCAGCAAGGGUGGGUCCUUGGAAGGUGGACAGAGCUUGCCUGGGACUGGGUGGAAGAUGAGCCUUGACUUACCACUGUUGGAUGUAUUUUUUAAAACAGCAAUAAUUAGCCAUUUUAAAGAAGGGGUGUACCUGCGUAAAUGUGCAUGCCCAUCUGUGUAUGUGCAUCUGUGCACAUAUAUGUGAGCAUGUGCAUCUGAGGGUGUUUGCAUGUGUGAGCAUCAGUGUGAGUGUGUGUGUGUGUGUGUGUGUGUGUGACAAGCACAUGCCAUUUGUAAUCAUGAACUCAUGUGGCUAUAGGUGCCCAAGGAAUCAUAUUCAUGUGUUGCAUGUGUGUGAGUACGUGCAAGUAUUUGUGUGUGCAUGUGUAUAUGUGUGGGCAUCUCCAUAUAUGUAUGGAUGUAUGCAUGUGUGUGUAUGUGCACAUGUGCAGCAGUGGGAGGAACCAGUGGGGACAGUCUCUGAUCUAGGAGGCACUUUGUGGUAAGAAGCAGGGUCUUAUGGUUUUUCUCUCACUAUGCCCAUUCCUUCCCCUGCCCUGCCCUGCCCAGCUCCAUGUGAAUGUAGCACAACCCCACCAGGCCAGCUGAGCCUUUGCCGGCCCUCACCUCUGUCCAUCUUCCCCUCAGCUGAGGGUAGGGUAGAGGAGCUGGAGGCCCCUUGGACAGGACACAGAUUGGGUUUGGCCAGGGUGCAGUGGUAGGUCUCACUGCUGUGGUUUGUUCCUGAAUUUGUACUGUGAGCCCAUGAUGGGGGUGGGGGUAUCCUGAGACCCCAGGAUGUGCCAAAAUAGCCCCUAGGGCCAGGUGACGAGCCGAGUUCCCAAGAAGACAGGCUGGGGGCCCAAGUGGGUGUGUGCCCCUGCCUGCACGGCCCCCAAUGCUGCUGUUUUUCAAUAAAACCAGAAUUG
Molecule: messenger RNA, 5472 nt
Organism: Psammomys obesus (fat sand rat)
Lineage: Eukaryota; Metazoa; Chordata; Mammalia; Rodentia; Muridae
Gene: Aspnat
Product: N-acetyltransferase 8 like
Exons: 3
Cellular component (GO): mitochondrial membrane
Molecular function (GO): L-aspartate N-acetyltransferase activity
Source: RefSeq, a predicted model, not a curated record